GAAUACGACGGAGAAAUGGAUUACAAGCGGCUAUUCUUCUUGUUCAGUUUGGCUCUGACUCUGCUCUUGUGCAAUCUUGUGGAAGCCUCGGAACAGGAAUCGGAAGUUAAGGCGGUAGUUGAGGCUGAAGCCGAUGCUCCUCAGCUUUUGGAGGCGGGAGAAACAGCCCAAAAUGAGUCUGGAGAGGAGAAUGUGAGAAAAGUGCGUCAGUUCUAUGCGCCACCACCCUUUGGCCCGCCGCCCCCACCCUUCUUUGGCCCACCGCCACCACCUUACUACGGCGGCGGCUUCUAUGGUGGCGGUGGCUUCGGCAGAACCCGUGUCAUCACCCGCACCCGCUAUCGUGGACGUGGAGGUUACUAUGGCGGCGGCUUCUAUGGUUAA
Molecule: messenger RNA, 384 nt
Organism: Drosophila kikkawai
Lineage: Eukaryota; Metazoa; Arthropoda; Insecta; Diptera; Drosophilidae
Source: RefSeq, a predicted model, not a curated record